UACUCUGGCUCUUAACGGUUGAUACACUCAACACCCAGCUUCUGCUAUAUAAAGUGAGGGAACCUUUCCAAUUUUCCAGACGGUAGACACCCAGCCAAUUCUAGUUAACUCCAAAGCAUUCUUGCAUGAGUUCUGCCAUAAAAGAAGAAGAAGAAAAAAAAGCCGUCUUUGCAUCUGCCCGUCUCAGCAAAUUCAAGGGAAUCUGAACAAAAAUCAAGAAGGGUUUACAUUUGAGUUUCUGUUUGUGGCAAAGGGUCCACAGAUGCAAGAUAAAUCUGAAUCUAUUGUCAUUGGAGAAGAAAAGGUCAAGAAGGAAGAAUUGCAUUUCAAAGUCAAGACGAAGGAUAUGGAGCCAAACCAUGAGAAGGGAGAGAAGGUUGAGGUGGAACUUGAAUUGAAGACCAAAUCAGUAGAGAAGGAAAAGCCAAACCAUAAGGAGGACAAGGAGGAUAAACAUAAAGACAAGGAUGAGGAGAAACUAAAGAAGAAGGAUAAAGAGUUAAAGGAGAAAGAAAGGAAGACGGAAGAUGAUGAUGAAAAGCAGAAGAAGAGAGAGGAAGGUGAGGAAAAACCAAAGAAGAAAGACAAGGAGAAAGAGAUAAAAGAAAAAAAUCAUAAGGAUAAAGAGGUCGUAGAGGAAGAUGAAGAUGAAGAGAUAGAAGAGAAGAAAAAUGAAAAAAAGCACAAGGAUAAAGAGGUUGAGGUAGAGGAAGAUGAAGAAAAAGAUGAGAAGAUGAAGAAGAAAGACAAGGAGGAGAAGGAGAAAAAGAAAGAAAAGAAGCACAAGGAUAAGGAGCAUGAGGUAGGAGAAGAUGAAGAGACAGAAGAUAAGAAGAAAAAGAAGAAAGACGAGGAGUAUAAGGAGAAAAAGAAAGAAAAGAAGCAGGAUAAAGAGGAUGAGGUAGAAGAUGAUGAAGAGAAAGAAGAGAAGAAGGAGAAGAAGAAAAACAAAGAGGAGAAGGAGAAGAAGAAAGAAAAAAAGCUGAAGGAUGAAGAGGAAGAGGGAGAGAAAGAAGAGAAGAAAAAGAAAGACAAGGGGGGGAAAGAGAAGAAGAAAGAAAAGAAGCAGAAGGAGAAAGAGGAAGAGGUAGAAGACGAUGAGGAUGAAGAAAAAGAAGAGAAAAAGAAAGAGAAGAAGAAAGAAAAGAAGGUUAAAGAGGAUAAGGUAGAAGAAGAUGAAAAUGGAGAAAAAGAAGAGAAAAAGAAAGAGAAGAAGAAAGACAAGGAGAAGAAGAAAGAAAAGAAGAAGGAUAAAGAGGAUGAGGUAGAAAAAGACGAAGAAAAAGAAGAUAAAAAGAAAGAGAAGAAGAAAGAAAAGAAGAAGGAUAAAGAGGACGAGGUAGAAGAAGAAAAAGUUGAAGAAAAAGAAGAGAAAAAGAAAGACAAAGAGGAGAAGGAGAAGAAAAAAGAAAGAAAGCUCAAGGAUGAAGAGGGAGAGAGUGCAGAUGUUGAAGAGAAAAAGAAGAAAGAGACAAAGAAAGACAAGGAUGAUAAGGAGAAGAAGAAAGAAAAGAAGCACAAGGAUGAAGAUGAGAGCAUUUUGAGAAAGAAUCAGAAGGUGAAGGAGAGGAAGAGAAGCAGAAGGGUAAAGCAAAAGAAGGCAAAGAGAAAGAAAAGAAAAGACAGGAAAGAAAAGGAGAAGAAGAAAGAAAAGAAGCACAAGGAUGAAGAUGAAGAGGUAGGAGAGAAGAAGAAGAAGAAAGAGAAAGAAGAGAAAAAGGAGAAAAAGAAAGACAAAGAGGAGAAAGAAACAAAGCACAAGGACGAAGAGAAGAGCAAGAAGAAAGAAACUGAUGAGGAGGAGAAGAAGAAACACAAAGAUGGAGCAAAUGACAUGAAGUGUGAGACUGACAUAACCUCCAGGGAAAUUGAAAUAGUAGAUUUUGAGAAAGAAUCAGAAGGUGAAGGAGAGGAAGAGAAGCAGAAGGGUAAAGCAAAAGAAGGCAAAGAGGAAGAAAAAGAAAAAGACAGGAAAGAAAAGGAGAAGAAGAAAGAAAAGAAGCACAAGGAUGAAGAUGAAGAGGUAGGAGAGAAGAAGAAGAAGAAAGAGAAAGAAGAGAAAAAAGAGAAGAAGAAAGACAAAGAAGAGAAAGAAACAAAGCACAAGGACGAAGAGAAGAGCAAGAAGAAAGAAACUGAUGAGAAGGAGAAGAAGAAACACGAAGAUGGAGCAAAUGACAUGAAGUGUGAGACUGACAUAACCUCCAGGGAAAUUGAAAUAGUAGAUUUUGAGAAAGAAUCAGAAGGUGAAGGAGAGGAAGAGAAGCAGAAGGGUAAAGCAAAAGAAGGCAAAGAGAAAGAAAAAGAAAAAGACAAGAAAGGAGAGAAAAGAAAACUUAAGGGGAAGGACAAGAGUAAAGAUCUUAGCAAGCUAAAACAGAGGUUAGAGAAAAUCAAUAGCAAAAUUGAAGCCCUACUAGAGAAAAAGGCAGAAAUCCUGAGCCAGAUUAAAGAAGCUGAGGGCAAGAGCGGUGAAGUUGCUGAGUAAGUACAGAUAUGGACUUACUCUGGCAUAGCACUAUGUGAUAGAUGUUCUCCAUUUCCAAUCUUUCUCUCUAAUAAUAUAUAGUAAUGGGCUUAUACAUACUUUUAUCCCCCAAAGUUCAUAUAUCCAUCACUCUGAUGUAGCUACAAAUUUACAGUAUAGGAUAUGUAGAAACGCUAGAAUUACUUGAAUAUGACAAUAAUCAUGAGUUCCAGUCAGUAUUGAUGAUACUGUUGCUGUAAAGUUUGAUUUGUGAUUUAUGUUUUUAAUGUUUAACUGUA
This is a messenger RNA of Theobroma cacao (cacao), 2766 nucleotides long. Lineage: Eukaryota; Viridiplantae; Streptophyta; Magnoliopsida; Malvales; Malvaceae. The record is from RefSeq and is a predicted model, not a curated record.